AUGACUUCAAGACAUAGUGAAAAAUUCAGUCCUUUCAAUCCCAGACCUUUAGUGGUUUUGGCAUCUCCCUUUUCACUGGACCAUGCGGUUCACUUGCUUUUGAGAACCGUCUUCCAUUCUUUGUAUACAUGGACAUUUUCUGUUCCAAUAUACCUUUUAUCUGGAUCGUCGCUGCUCAUAUGGUUGUCCCUUGCAACUGAUGUGCUAUGGGUCUUGAGGUGGUUAAGCCACGUGAAAAAGAUCCGCGGUCCAAUGACCGUUUUGGGGCCCAGGAACACAAAGGUGAACAUAAUUGUGACCGGGGGAGCGCGUGGUUUGGGGAAAGGCAUUGUGAAUGCCUUCCUCCAGCUCUACAGUGAAGAUCCCAAAAGCUUCAAUUUAGGAACAAUAUUUGUUGUGGAUACUAUUGAGGUAUCUUCCCAAUCCAAUGUAGUUUACUACAAGUGUGAUUUGGCGAAUAAGGUUAAGACUGGGAUGGUCACGCAGGAAAUUCUGUCCACAGUCUCAAGAAGAGGAGAGAAGAUUGACAUUCUCAUCAACAACGCUGGUGUCCGCCAGAACGAGACAUUCUUGGAAAUCUCCGAGGAAAAGACCCGUAAUAUAUUGGAGGUAAAUGUUUUUGCCCCAAUUGCUCUCACGAAGGCUGUUGUGGGGCUGCACAAAGAGUUCAACACCAAGAACAAUGCACGUACGUCUCUAUCUGUGAUCAACAUUGCCUCGGUACUGGGAUAUCUAGGGCCAUCCAGACUAUCCAUGUAUUCGGCCUCAAAAGCUGCUUUGAUCCAGGCAAUGGACUCUUUGGCUCACGAAGAAGAUGAUACGUUGCACGUGGCAACCAUGACGCCUGGUCAGAUGUCUUCGGUCAUGUUCAGAGACCUUGACAUGAAGCACCUGAGUUUCUUUGCUCCUAUUGUGGAUGUGGACAAAUUGGGCAAAAGAAUAGCUCAAUUAGCAAUCACAGGCGAGCGCGGGGUAUGGGGAUAUGCUCUUUAUGGAGCAUUGGUUCCUAUUGUGCGUUUGUUGCCUUACCUUCCAUGGGAGAUUAUUCGCAGUCUUUCCACCAUAGACACUCAGAUUAAAGCUGCUUAG
This is a messenger RNA of Kuraishia capsulata CBS 1993, 1089 nucleotides long. RefSeq lists its product as uncharacterized. Gene Ontology annotation, molecular function: oxidoreductase activity, acting on the CH-OH group of donors, NAD or NADP as acceptor. The coding region runs from base 1 to 1089 and encodes 362 amino acids. Lineage: Eukaryota; Fungi; Ascomycota; Pichiomycetes; Pichiales; Pichiaceae. The record is from RefSeq and is a predicted model, not a curated record. The transcript has a single exon.